UUAAAUCGAGGACAAAUCUGGACUAGCGCCCCGCUCGCUCCCAACCUUGUUACCUAGCAAACACCAAGUGGCGGGGCUUAACUUUUUAUCCCUUCACUAUUUUGACCUAUCGUGAAUUGAUCGCCAAAGAACAGAGUUUGAUGGUAAUUUCCUUCUAAAAAGUCUAACUUAGGAUAAAUUUUGGAAGAUUUCGCAGCAUAAAUUCUUCCUGACAGCCUAAGUUUUUCUUUUUAUCUUUUUCCGGUGAUCAUCUGCUCAGUUCCGUUCUUCACCAUCACCCCUCAUUUCUUGAGUACCUAACAUUUCGCACCUCGACUCGACCUAUCAUGGACGACCAAUUCAACGGGCGAACAGAUGACGAUCUGUUUGCCGACGACUUUGAACCCGUUGAAUCCCAAGAACAGGCGCCUAAGGCAGUUCAGAAAAAUGCACCUAUUGUAACCGAGAGCCGUGAGAGUCGUCAGCCUCCUGCAAGUACUCAGGAACCCAUUCCUGCGACCCAGCCUACCUCUAAGCCGCCUGUGCACCGAUCUCUAGCACAAUCGCGACACGCGAAUCCGAAACCCGCGCCAUCUUCGUCGUCGCACCACAACCCGCGACCACGCAAGAACUCGCCGAAGCCCGCAACGAUUAAGCCCGUUGUCACCCCUACCCCUACUACUACUGUCGCCAACCCGCAAAAGCACGAUGUCCCGGAAACAUCACCUAUCGCGGUAUCAAAGGGUAGCAGUGACACGGCCUCGGUAACUAGCAGCAGCGGUGGGAGCAGUAGCAGCAAAAAGGCUCGUGCUAACAAUAAUGGCACCAAGAAAUCGCACGCUGCAAAGCCGGGCCAGAACACCGCGCUAGCAGACCGGCUAGCCUCGGGAGCGAACCCGCGCACCAAGCUCACGGAAUCCGAGCUUGCGGCCAAGAUGGAGCAGAUGCGCAUCCUUAAUGCGGAGAAGACGCGACGCUUCGAACAGGCCGAGCGCGACAGCCGCUCGCAUGCCAUUGCGUACGAGAAGGGCAUGGAAGAGGCGAGACGUCGGCGGGCGGAGGAGGCGGAGCGCCGCCGCAAGGGUGACGAGGAACGCCGUCGCAUGGAUGAGGAACGUGCGGCGAAUCGUGAGCGCAAAUUACGCGCUAUGGGUGGCGGCGCUAACUGGGACGAGGGCAGGGAGAAGGAGGAAGAGAGCGCGCGAAGAGCUGGAUUCCGAGGUGCGAACGGUGGUGUGCGGGGCGCGAAGAGUGGUAUGGCAGGGAGCCGGUUUGCGGAGAGGGAUGGUGAUGUUACCCCGAGAGAAUUCAGCCCUGAUGAUUUCCGGGGACGUGGAAGGGGUGGUCGCGGAAGAGGAGGUUCUUCAAGAGGAGGCGGCCGAGGACGAGGUGGAUCUAACCACGAUGGGGAGAGAGGAGGCAACAGAGGGGGCGCAGCUGCGGCGACACAAAAUGGCAACAAGGCUCAACCGCAAAAAGCGCCCCAAGUCCCACCUACUGCCGAUGACUUCCCGGCGUUGCCAACGCCUAAGAGAACUGAUACAUCGAAGAAAGCAGCAGAACCUGUUGCCUUUCCCAGUCUCUCCCCUGGCGCUAAUUCCCCUCCCAUUGGAAAAUGGGAUGAUGAGAUGGCUGCACUGGAUGAUAAAGCUAAGGCCGGACUUUAGUAUGCGGAUCUUGCUGCCAGUGCGGUCUUGGCCUCUAAAGAUUAGGACAUGCAAUGGGGAGUUCGGUUGUGUUUGAGUUGAGU
This is a messenger RNA of Hypoxylon trugodes, 1729 nucleotides long. RefSeq lists its product as uncharacterized. Lineage: Eukaryota; Fungi; Ascomycota; Sordariomycetes; Xylariales; Hypoxylaceae. The transcript has a single exon. The record is from RefSeq and is a predicted model, not a curated record. Bases 327 to 1646 code for a protein of 439 amino acids.